CAUAGAUAAAUAGUAUCACAAGUUGUGCACUUUUUUUCCUACAGGGGUUUUGGCCAAAAACCUGUAUAAAAAGCCCCAUAAUAUCUGACAAGAAACUAGCAACAUUCAAAGAGUUGCAGAUUUUGUAUAGAUAUCGAUCAUGUCUGUAAAACAAGCCAUGGAUUCCCUGAUACAAACCAUGGAGCCAUUGCCCAUGGCCCUUCUUUUCGUUAUCCCUUUGUUACUCCUCCUAGGCCUCAUCUCUCGACUUCGGAGAAAACCAUUUCCUCCAGGGCCUAAAGGGUUGCCACUUAUCGGUAACAUGAUGAUGAUGGACCAGUUAACUCACCGUGGACUUGCGAGGCUUGCUCAGAAAUAUGGCGGCAUAUUUCACCUCAAGAUGGGGUUCUUGCACAUGGUUGCUAUAUCUAAUCCUGAAAUGGCUCGCCAGGUUCUCCAGGUUCAAGAUAACAUUUUUUCGAACAGGCCAGCCACCAUAGCCAUCAGUUAUCUUACGUAUGACAGGGCGGAUAUGGCUUUUGCUCAUUACGGACCUUUCUGGAGACAGAUGCGCAAGCUCUGCGUGAUGAAGCUUUUCAGCAGGAAAAGAGCUGAAUCAUGGGAGUCCGUUAGAGACGAAGUGGAGACUCUCAUUAAAGCUGUUUCAGCCAACACUGGGAAGGCAAUCAAUGUGGGUGAGUUGAUCUUUAACCUCACAAAGAACAUUACUUACAGGGCAGCGUUCGGUUGUAGCUCGCAAGAAGGGCAAGAGGAGUUCAUCAAGAUCUUGCAGGAGUUCUCCAAGCUUUUUGGUGCUUUCAAUAUUGCGGAUUUCAUUCCUUGGCUCGGUUGGGCUGAUCCUCAAGGACUCAACACCAGGCUGGAGAACGCUCGUCAUGCAUUGGACAAGUUCAUUGACACCAUCAUCGACGAUCACAUUCAGAAGAGGAAGCGAAACGACGGCUGUGAUGAAGGUGACACCGACAUGGUCGAUGAUUUACUUGCUUUCUACAGUGAAGAAGCCAAAGUAAACGAAUCAGAGGAUCUUCAAAAUUCCAUCAAAUUCACCAGGGACAACAUCAAAGCCAUUAUCAUGGUAUGUUCCUCUCUUCACAUAGACUUCAAUUCCACUGUACCAUCAAAACAUGGCAACGUUCCAUUUUCUUUUCUCGAUCGUUUCAGGAUUCGAACUUGAAUGCAAAAUUUUCUUUUUUUUUUU
Molecule: messenger RNA, 1198 nt
Organism: Theobroma cacao (cacao)
Lineage: Eukaryota; Viridiplantae; Streptophyta; Magnoliopsida; Malvales; Malvaceae
Source: RefSeq, a predicted model, not a curated record